GCUCAGUGUCUGAAGUCCAUGCACGUCCCCCGUGUAGGCUGCUGCGCGCUCUCGUAACCAUGUCGCCAUUUUGAUUCGAAAAAUAUGACUGAGUUUUUCCUGCUUUACAUGCUAAACUUAGCCCCGCGUUUGAAUUACUUUGUGCGUGAGUACGAAUUACACUCUCUAAAUCUGAACCGGUAUAGUUACUAAUGUCAAGGAGCCAUCACCGUUGGGGAACUGUUUAUUUGAUAGACUUCAAAGCUACAUUUGACUAACGUUAGCUAAGUUGAGCUAGCUAACAGUAGCCUGUGCUGUCGCAGACUGACCCCUUCUUCAAAACAAAUCACUAUUGGCUCACAGGCUAAUGUAUGUUAGCUAACACAGCUAGCUAACAGUUAGCCGGAAAGCUAGUGACUUAGUAGCUGGCUGCUUGACGAAAAAACUCAACUCACAAUCUAACACAGACGGUAGGAAUAGCAGCGGACUUUCAAUCAAAGGUUAUGGUGAGCCUCUCAGACUCUCAUCUCCUAAAGAGGCCUGCGUUUUAAGAGGAGACCCAUGCUGAUAAAUGCCAGGCCUCGCCACACUCUCUGUCUUCUGCACAAACACAAAUGCCUGCCUGCCUGUGGGGGAGGUCUGAUUAAAGAUAUCCAUAUUUCAUCCACCGGGCUGUGUCCCCCGUCCCAGCGGCCACCAUGUUUUGGAAGUUCGACCUGCACACCACCUCCCACAUCGACCAGCUGCUGGACAGGGAGGACGUGUCGCUGAGAGAGCUGAUGGAGGAGGAUGACGUCCUGCAGGAGUGCAAGGCCCAAAACCGUCGGCUGCUCCUCUUCCUUUCCCAGGACCACUGCAUGCAGGAGCUGGUCAGCCUCAUCACCACAGAGCCGCCCGUCGACCUGGAGGAGAGGAGCCGCUUUAAGUUUCCCAACAUUGCCUGUGAGCUCCUGACAUCCGAUGUGUCCAUUAUAAACGAUAAGCUGGGCGCGGACGACUCUCUCCUUGAGGUGCUCUAUCACUUCCUGGAGCAGGACCCACCCCUCAACCCACUACUGGCCAGCUUCUUCAGCAAAACCAUCGGCAAUCUCAUUGCCAGGAAAACCGAACAGGUGAUUACCUUUCUAAAGAAAAAGGAAGGCUUCAUUGGUCUGGUGCUGAAACAUAUCGACGCCUCGGCCAUGAUGGACCUGCUGCUUCGCCUCAUCAGUUGUGUGGAGCCCGCCCCCUUGAGGCAGGAAGUCCUUCAUUGGCUGAAUGAGGAGAAGUUGGUACAAAGACUCACAGAGCUCAUCCAUACUGGCAAAGAUGAGGAGAGACAAUCAAAUGCAUCCCAAACACUUUGUGACAUCAUCCGCCUUAGUCGAGACCAGGCCAAUCAGAUGCAGGAGAAUAUGGAGGCCGACCCACUAUUGGCUGUACUAGAGUCGCAGGAGAGUGUCGCGGGGCUCCUCAAGAACAUGUUUGAGGGGGAGAGGAGUGAGGCCUCCAUUGUUAACGGAACUCAAGUGCUACUUACCUUACUGGAGACCAGGAGGUCUGGGUUGGAAGGGCUGAUGGAUCUGUAUUCUCAGGGUUAUGAAAGGUCUUACACUGUCAACAGCAGUAUUUUAAAUGCCAUUGAGCCCCAUUUAAAGGACUUCCAGCAGCUUCUCCUGGAUCCCCCCAAGAAAAGUGCAAUAUUGACGACCGUUGGCCUUCUAGAGCAGCCACUGGGGAACGCCCGCCUUCACGUGGCCAGACUGGUGGCCGCCCUGCUGCAGACCAACGCCCCCAGUAUCUGCCAGGAGCUCUGCAAUCUUACCACCAUGGACCUACUACUGGAUCUGUUCUUCAAAUACUCCUGGAAUAACUUUUUGCACUUCCAAGUGGAGCUGUGUGUGGCGGCCAUCCUGAACCAUCCUUCCUCAGAGGAGCGGCCCAGCCCAGGCCUCCAGAACCACGAUGGGAAGCCUGAAGCAGCCAACCCCGAGGGGGAGACAGUGGAGACAGGCAGGACCAGUGACCCACAGACCUCCAUCCACAAUGCCCUCGUAGCACAUCUCUUCCAGAAGUGUCAAUUGGUACAGAGAAUCCUUGAUGCCUGGGAGGAGAAUGAUAAAAUACAGGGGGAGGGCGGCACCAGGAGAGGCAACAUGGGUCAUCUGACCAGAAUUGCCAACAUGGUGGUCCAGAACCUGGAGAAAGGACCAGUACAGUCCCAGAUCACUGACCUCAUCAAAGAGCUGCCUGAAGACUGUAGAGGUCGCUGGGAGAGCUUCGUGGACGAGACCCUGAGAGAGACGAACAGGAGGAACACGGUAGAGCUGGUGAGCACCCACAACAUGCACUCGUCCAGCGAAGACGACGACAUGGAGAGCCCCUUCCCCAACGACCUGUCUCUCCAGCAGGCCUUCUCUGACUAUCAGAUCCAACAGAUGACGGCCAACUUUGUGGAUCAGUUUGGCUUCAACGAUGAAGAGUUCAGCGAGCACGAUGAAAAUAUCAACGCCACAUUUGACAGAAUUGCUGAAAUAAACUUCAAUCUAGAUGCUGAUGAUAAUAGUGCCAACGCGGCUGCUUUUGAAGCCUGCUGUAAAGAGAGGAUACGCCAGUUUGAUGACGCUGAAGAAGAAGAGGACAUUUGGGAGGAGAAGGAGAUGAACUAUGCAACACAAGCUAAAUCCAGAACAAGGUUUGGGGUUUCUCAAACCUCGGAGGAGAGCUCCAGGAGCAGCAUGGAGAACGGAGGCAGAGAGCGGGACCACGGAUCUGAAUCUGAUGAGGACGAGGACUCGGAGCAGAACACAUCAGAAACAGGUCCAGGUCCAGGCUGGACAGCAAAUUUCAGGGAGUCUGGAGGGACGGGAGGGACGGGAGGGACUGCAGCUUCCCAAACGCCAGCAGCGUGGGACAGCUCAUCGAGGAGCAGCUCAUCGAGGAGCGGAGCAGAGACGCAGGGAGGUGGCUGGGCCACCUUCACUGAGUUCCAGCCUUUCUCUGGUACAGAGACUGAUCCCAGGUGCAGCUCUCCGAUGGACUCGGGCAGCGGUGAUGCAGAGAAACAAGCCAAACCAAACCACGAGAAGAGAGAUGUUAGUGCCUCCUCUGGGGCUUGGCCGGUGGGAGAGGGAAGGAAGGCUCCUCUCGUGGCCUCAGACAGCAGCUCCUCCGGGGGGUCCGACAGCGAGGAGGACGACAAAAAUGCGGGUGCACCUCCCGCUGCAGCCGUCGCCUCUGAAACAGCCGCCGCCCCCGUCAACAAGACAGUCGACCCUAAAAGUGAGGAGAGUCCGGUGUCUCUGGAGAAACUCUCUCUGUCAGAUCCUCCUCAAGCGUCGGAGCAGCCGGCUGAAGAUUCACCCGUCACCGCACAGACCGACAGGAAAGAGGAAACGCCUCCGCCCCAGGAAGUGUCGGUCAACGGGCCGGUCUGAGCGCGAGCAGACUGCUAAAUCCAUCAGUGACCGUCGGCCUCCUCCGGAGUGACUCCCCUAAACAACCUCACUGCAACUACGGUGUUUGUACUGAAUCACUCGGCCACGUUAUUGGACCUGGACACUGCCAAUCAACACCAAUAAUGAGGAGGCGGAACAUGUAAACAAAAAAAAAAAAAAAAAAAAAAAAUUAAGAAACAAAGCCAACAGACAGAACGGAGUGUAGAGGAAUCAUCUUCAAAGCCUUUUUUCCGAUGUUGCACAUAAUUACGUGCGGUUUUAAUGUAGCAGCGACCUUUGAACGACAGAAUCCGAGGGGUAACAUCAACAUUAUUAUUUUUUAAUGUCCUGAAAGAUUUCUCUACCUGUUCCAAGCUGUUGGGAUUUUACAUGGUCAACCCCUGAAUGGAUAGCACAGGCUAACUUUUAAUGAUGCCUCAACAAUAAAUACCUUCUUUUUUUUAAAACUUUUUUUCUUCAAGCUUAAGAAAAAGCACUUAUGCAGCCAUUUACUGUACAUUAUAGCACAAUGUAAGUGUUCUACCCUCCUGCUGGCUGUCUGUGCGCUCAGAUCAAGGUUUUUGUCCGUUGUUCCCGGUUUGUUCCUCUUUAGCUGUUUGAUGAAACGUCGUCUUGUCGUACGUCACCAGGUUUCUGAAUGUUCUGAAGUGCUUCAGGAGGAGGCGGGUCGAUGAACAGCUCUAAUAGUAUUACUGUCUUUUGCUCAUGUGCAAUAAUAUCAAUUAGCGAUUUUAUUUAAAAAUUUAAUUCAACCUUUUUUUUAAAGAAUCAAUGUUUUGGUGUAGUUUGGGGCAGACAAAUUUGGAUUUAAUCUCAACUUGAUCGUUCUGAUUUUUAAAUAGUUUUUUCUUUAGUGCAUGUAUAACCGGUUCUGUUGACCUAGCUAGUGAGCGAAGACCUUCUGAUUGUAUUGACCUUUAAGUUCUUAUUGCUACCCCUCUUAAAUCAACCAAACAUUAUCUACCUAUAUACAAAUAUUAUCUACAUUUAAAAGUAAUUUUACAAGCAAUCUUGAGAUUACUAUUGUUGUCUGUUCCUUUUCUCUCCACCAAGCACUCACAGGACGAGAGCGGCGCCGUGUGUUUCUUUUCUUUUCUAAAGUUUAAUUUUAUUUGUCUGAGCAGCAGGAUUGGAAAGAGGGCAGGUCUGGGUUCUGCAGAGCUCCAGGCCUCUUUGGUGUACUUACUUAAAUCAUUUGACAGCGAUCGGGUUCUAGAUCAUUGUUUAAAAAAAAUUGAAAUUAAAAGUGUCUGGUCGACCACAUUAAUACCAAAAGCUUUGCUUUGCCCGUCUGGUUGUUGUCUUUCCACCUCUGCGAAGAUCCAGCUGCUGUUGAUGUGAAUAAGACAGAAAAAACAAAUCAAUUAAUGCAGCUUUUAGUUUGGAGUCUAAGUUGAUGUUUGUAGCAUAUCGUCUGAAAGGUAGAAAUCAAUCAACCUAAAAGUAACAAAGCUCAGCUGAUGAGUGAGGGUUCAAUACGGACGUCUUUCCUAAAUAUCUCAACAUACACCAUGAACAUUUAUAAAUGCUGUUUCCACUUUAAAACAGAAGAUAUUUUAUGUAUGAAAAAUAAAAGUGUUAUUGGAGGUGAAA
Messenger RNA from Cottoperca gobio, 5009 nucleotides. RefSeq names its product protein phosphatase 6, regulatory subunit 2a (gene ppp6r2a). The transcript is spliced from 24 exons. Gene Ontology annotation, molecular function: protein phosphatase regulator activity; protein phosphatase binding. The coding region runs from base 678 to 3395 and encodes 905 amino acids. Lineage: Eukaryota; Metazoa; Chordata; Actinopteri; Perciformes; Bovichtidae. The record is from RefSeq and is a predicted model, not a curated record. Gene Ontology annotation, cellular component: cytosol; nucleus.